ACACACACUCAGCCAGGCUGCUGCGGAGUCGGAGACUCUCAGCUGCCGCGCCGGGGCUUGAGCGGCCGCCUCCUUCCCUUCCUCCCUCCCUCCUUCCCUCCGUUCCCUCCGUCCGUCCGUCCGUGCGUCCGUCCCCUCUCCUCCCGGCCCGGAAACCCGGAGCCGCCGCUCGGAGACCCAGCGUGCCUGCCAGGCUGUGCCCAGGUUCAUAGCCAUGCCAAUCUGUGGGUGAAGCUUGAAGCAGGAAUGGAGCCACCGCAACAGCAGCAGCAGCAGAAACAGCCACAUCUGGCUUCUCUGCAAAUGGAUGUCCGGGAGAAGCAGGGAUCGCAGACGAGAGAAGCCCAGUUUCUGUAUGCCCCAAAGUUGGCCACACAACCUACUCUGCUUUCUGCCACACCUGGGAGACCUGGUGGCCCCGUCCUGGGUCCCUUAGCAAGGAUUCCACCAACCACUCCUGUGGCCCGAGUGUUUGAACGGAGCAAUGUGAACUCAGAACCUGAGGAAGAUGAAGGAGGUCUGGAAGAUGAGGAUGGGGAAGAUGAUGUUGCAGAGGUGGCUGAAAAAGAGGCCCAGGCUGCCAAAUAUUUUCAUGUGCAGAAAACAGCUCACCAAGAACCCAGAGCAGCACCCAUGUCCAGUCUGCAUCCAACACCAGGCCUCCCACCACAAGACCACACCAGGGAUGCUUCCAAGGCCCCUCCUCCUGUCUCCACCACCGGGCAGCCGAGCUGGAAUCUGGAUGAGCAGCUUAAGCAGAAUGGUGCUUUGGCCUGGACUGAUGACGCUGAUGGAGGCCGAGGAAGAGAGAUCUCUCGAGAUUUUGCCAAGCUGUAUGAACUGGAUGGUGAUCCCGAAAGGAAAGAGUUCCUGGAUGACCUCUUCAUCUUUAUGCAGAAGAGGGGAACCCCCAUUAACCGGAUCCCCAUCAUGGCUAAACAGAUCCUGGACCUGUACAUGCUGUAUAAGCUGGUGACAGAGAAGGGCGGGCUGGUGGAGAUAAUCAACAAGAAGAUCUGGAGGGAGAUCACCAAAGGCCUGAACCUGCCCACGUCCAUCACCAGUGCCGCCUUCACCCUCAGGACCCAGUACAUGAAGUACCUGUACGCCUAUGAGUGUGAGAAGAAAGCUUUGAGCUCCCCUGCUGAACUGCAGGCAGCCAUUGACGGCAACCGUAGGGAAGGUCGAAGGCCCAGCUACAGCUCCUCCCUCUUUGUCUACUCGCCUGCUGCCGCUGCCGCUGCCGGCGCUGCCACUGCUGGGGCCCCUGCCCUUCUGUCACCCCCUAAGAUACGCUUCCCCAUCCUCGGACUUGGGUCUAGCAGUGGCACCAGUGCCAGUAAUCCUCGGGUACCCCCAGCAGCCAAUCUCAGGAAAGGUGAUGGAGUCCCAGUGACGACAGUACCUGUGCCAAAUCGCCUGGCUGUGCCGGGGAACCUGGCAGGCCAGCAGGCUGGUAACCGGACUGCCACGCUGGAGCAGCUGCGAGACCGGCUGGAGUCGGGGGAGCCCCCUGAGAAGAAGGCGCCAAGGCUGUCGGAGGAAGAGCAGCGCCUGGUGCAGCAGGCCUUCCAGCGCAGCCUCUUCAGCGCGGCGCGGCAGCUGCCCGUGAAGAUCAGGAUCAACGGCAGGGAAGACAGAGCAGAGGCCUCGGCUGCAGCCCUGAACCUGACCACAAGCAGCAUUGGCAGCAUCAACAUGUCCGUGGACAUUGAUGGCACCACCUACACAGGUGUGCUUUUUGCCCAGAAACCUGUAGUACACCUCAUCGCAGGCUCUGCUCCCCAGAGCGUUGGCAGCAGCGCCAGCAGCAGCAACAGCUCUCACUGCUCACCAAGUCCUACCUCAUCCCGGGGCACCCCUAGUGCAGAGCCCUCCACCAGCUGGUCCCUCUGACAGGCAGUGCCAGCACUCACCCUCUGCGGCUGAGAGCGGAGGAAGUUAAUGCACAGAACUUACCUCAUCUCAUGGAGCCCACGCCACACACCAUUUGGCCAGACGUUGAGAGUUUGGACGAGUCCGUCUGUCCAGGCUCCAUUCAGGUCCUGCUGUACUCUGGGGGCAGGGAGAGGCUGGAGGGGCAGGACAGAGCAGCGUUGUCCAAUCAGGGAUUGUCCUGGAGAACUGGGUGGGGGUCUGGGCAUCCAGCUUCCCCCAGGGUUCCCCGGGCCACCUCCCAUCUCGGGGCAGUGUAUUGACAAUCUGUAAGGCGACAGAGGGCUGGAGGCCCUCCACUUCCCUUUCCCUUUAAUUUAUUUCCUUCCCCUGCUUUCCACCUUCAUCCCAGGAUCACCAGAUUCUUCCUUUGUCCAGUCUCCCACUUGUAAAUGCCACGAGGGGCUCUAAGAGCCAAGAACAUGCCUUCCUGGCUCUUGUGUUCAUGGGACAGCAGUGGAGUGUUUACAGCCCUCCUUGCCUACCACUUGGUUCCUGGGGCAUAUGUCUCAGUCAGUCCUCAGGCACCUGUGUCCCCUUUGGUGGUUCCAGAAAAGAGCCUGUGAGGGCAGUCGUCAGGUUCAAGGCCUCAGCGUAAGAGAGGCAGAGCUCAGGCUGCCCUGGCUCUGGUGCCACCUCACCGGACCCUGUUCUGAUCCCAAAACCUCAGGCUCCCCACUUGCCCGUGUUGGCCAGCUCUCCCAAGAUAGUCACCUGUCCUUGGCCCCUGUCGCCGUAUCUUGGGGCCAUUUCAGCCCCACCAGCCCCAGAUGUGCCGAUGUCAGGCUCACUGAAAUACCUCAGAUUUGUAAUUGUUGAUAUUUGAUUCUUCAGGAAGUAUUUGCAUCUCUGAGACCUUUUUUAUAUGUGUUUUGCUGACUUUCGUUCUUGAUUUUUUAAUUUUUGUUGUCGUUGCUGUUGUUGUGGCACCAAAGAAAUGAAAGCAGGCCGCCCCGGCCUGGUGCGGUUGGCAGCCAGCCCCCCUCUGCCCUGCCCACACCCCAGCCAGCAGCGCACGACUCAGGGAUCACACGGAGGGACAGCGGGGUGGAAGGGCCCGUGCUUGCCAGUGGGUCUUGAAACUACACGCGGUCCUGCUGUCCCUGCCCCAGUGGACAGGGUAGAUCUCCCCUCCCUCAGUGUUCCCACCGCAGGUCUGGGGGCUCGCCUAGUGGCCACGCUCCAGGGCCAGGAAGCUACUGAGAGCGCAUGCAGCCUCUCCUCUGGGCCUGGCUAGAGCAUGCCACUCGCUGUUGAAAGGAAUGGCAGUGCUUGUACAAGACUCAGCUCUUGGCCCAUUGUAACCUGCUGUGUUACAUAGACUACCGCCCACUGGGACUCCUCUGUCUGUAGUGGUGAAGACCUCAGCAUGGCCCACUCAGUCCUGUCUAAUAAAAGAAAGGGAAACUAAAAUAGCUUGUGCACAAACAUACCUCAGCCUGUAAGCGUGGCCCUGCUCACCUGUCUCCACUCCCUGCCCCAGUGCACACGUGCGCGCGCUCACACCACACGCAUUCACACAGCCCAUCCGCUGCAGUGCGACACACUUCCAACCUCACAAGCCUUACUCACCAGGCCCAUGCAGGGUGUGCAUAGAAAAGGGUAUCUGGGAUCUGAUGCCAGUGAGGAAACCCAUUUGGCCUGUGGGUCUCAGAAUUUGGCCAUGAAGUACACGUCCUUCCCACCUAGAGGAGGCAGGGACCAGAUCACUGGGUCUUUCUGGUCAUUGGAUCCGUCCCCUUUCCCCAGGCAGCUUACCUCCCGUCCUCUGAGUGCCCCCGCUGCCCUCUCACAGCAGCAGGCUCCCAGCCAGGAAGUAGGCUCUGGCCCAAGAGGAGCUUCCCCUGCAGUUGUGGUCCUGAAGGCCAUGUGUCAGGCAGGCAGUCAUCCAGGACAGUGCUGUCCCCUCCCCCCUUCCUAUCUUGUAUGUAUUCUAACCAGAAAAAAAUGUGAUAGCACAUGAUAGCCUAGGCCGUGAAUAAAUACCUCAGAUGUCCUCUUGCAGCGAGUGUCUGUAUAUGUUGUGGUUAUUUUCUAUCGUACAUGUUCUCGAAUGUUUAUAUUUCAAUAAACCUCUACCUCUUCACACAA
Messenger RNA from Jaculus jaculus (lesser Egyptian jerboa), 4026 nucleotides. It is a transcript of the gene Arid3b, whose product is annotated as AT-rich interaction domain 3B. The record is from RefSeq and is a predicted model, not a curated record. Gene Ontology annotation, biological process: regulation of transcription by RNA polymerase II. NCBI's taxonomy places the organism in Eukaryota, Metazoa, Chordata, Mammalia, Rodentia, Dipodidae. Gene Ontology annotation, cellular component: nucleus. The coding region runs from base 247 to 1896 and encodes 549 amino acids. Gene Ontology annotation, molecular function: DNA binding. The transcript is spliced from 9 exons.